This is a messenger RNA of Caenorhabditis sp. 36 PRJEB53466, 1815 nucleotides long. Lineage: Eukaryota; Metazoa; Nematoda; Chromadorea; Rhabditida; Rhabditidae. The record is from the annotation of a GenBank genome assembly.
AUGGCUAAAGUAGCGUGUAGAGUUUGUGAUUCUCCCAACGCGGCAAACCAUCACUUCGGAGCGCAAUCGUGCAAAGUAAGUCAACGUUUUCUGCGAUUUCGCGCGGAAAGUGUGUUGACACUUUGUGGGAGGCCCCAAAAAUCAAGCACCAUACCUCUAGAAACGCUUUGUUCACUUCAACUUCUAACCUUUCAGGCAUGCGCCGCAUUCUUCCGUCGUAGCAUUAAAACGGGCCAGAUCUACGAUUGUAGUGGAGACGGAACGACGGCGUGCGACAUUCAUCACAGUACGUUUGUGACGAUAAAAUGGCACGUGAAGAACUACACUGUACCCCGUGUGUGGUCGCCACAAAAGAUAAGGGGACGGCUUUGAAAUGGGACUUUGACCCAGAGUGAGUUCUGAUCUUCCAGCCCUUCGUCUCAACUGUCGCCACUGUCGCUUCACAAAAUGUCUGCAAGCGGGAAUGAUCGAGGAUUGUAAGUUUCUUGCUCAAAAACAAGGUUAACACUCAAGUUGUCCUCUUAUUCAGUAGUACAAGGUAGACCAAUAAGUUCAGCACCGGAGACGACCGAUAGAAACAGUCCUCGAGUUGUCUGUGAGUCAAGGCAACCAUUCUCCUCCCAUUUUCUCAUUUUUUGUUAAAGACUACGAACCGCCACGGUCGGAGGUGGUCUACGAAGUGUUCCCAGCGUCGGAGAACGAAUGGGACUACGUGCCGCCGAGGAAAACCAUAAAAACUUCGAAUGACCUGAUGGAAAUGGACGAGUUGCAAGAGUUCAUCAAGCUUCCCGGCUCCUCGCGGCCUCCGGACGACGUCGCGGAAGAGAACAGGUUGUACGCGUUGGCGGCGCUUUAUAUGGAUCAAGUGGUGAGCUUGAACAUGCGAAGAAAGCUCACUUACACCGAAAAUCUAUUGUCGACUAUGUUCGACGGUCCGUGCAGUUGUGUAAGUUGGCGGCUUUGAGGUCAGAAGACGUCCUUAUUUCUCACUUCAGCCCUACGAAAAGACGGAUCUCCGUCCAUUCGAUCAUCGCGAAUAUCGACACAAGAACCGCAACGACUACACGAUGCUUGUCGACUACGUGAACCAAUUUCCGCAGUUUCAGCUGCUUACCAAGUCUGAAAAGACUGUUCUGUUUCAAAGUGCAGCCGCUGUGGACGCGCUGAUUGAUCCCGCCUACUAUAGUCAAGUGUGAGUUUCGGUCUAUGGAAACGAUAUGCGGAACUCGCUAGUUGCGAAACGUCGGGGACCCAUCUUACGCACAUUUGUACACUUUCAGAGUAUAUCCGGACGAGUCAGUGUUCGUGACGCUCCGAGGAGAGUUUCUCAACAUGAACCCUUUGCCCAAGCUCGAACUGGCCGGCUCUGAGUUUGACGCGAAGGAUCAUCGAAUGCACAGAUCGCUGAUUCUGAUGGUCCGUCGUCAGUGGAAGCACGUGGUGGAGCCGCUCCGAAAACUGAACCUAUCGCUCGCCGAAUUUGCACUUUUCAAAGCGCUCACUGUCUGGCACUACAGUAAGUGUUUAAAAAGCGCCGAUAAAGUUCAACCAGAUCCUCUUUCCGACUACUACAAACUGCAAGACGCCGGUCGUCAGAUCUCAGCGCGACAACGGGACGACAUCUUCCGAACUCUGUUGCUCAUUUGCAAAGACGAAGCGCACGAGGACCCUCUGCUGCGCGUCUCCGAAAUUGUGCUUGCCGUCGGAGUUGUGAUGUCGGAGGUGCACGAGAUGAUCACGUCGCUCAUCGAAAUCAUGACUUUUGACAAUGUCGACGAUCCGAUUCUGAGGAAUAUGCUCACUUUUCAGUAUUAA